Diaporthe citri is the source of this 1095-nucleotide messenger RNA. RefSeq lists its product as uncharacterized. The record is from RefSeq and is a predicted model, not a curated record. Gene Ontology annotation, biological process: base-excision repair. Lineage: Eukaryota; Fungi; Ascomycota; Sordariomycetes; Diaporthales; Diaporthaceae. Gene Ontology annotation, molecular function: catalytic activity. The coding region runs from base 1 to 1095 and encodes 364 amino acids. The transcript has a single exon.
AUGGCCAGGAGUACUCGCGCAGCUGCAAGCACAGCACAGAGGAGGGAGCUGCCCAAGCGAGCUGCCCGGGUGAAAACAGAGCAGUCGCAAUCACCACAGGUCAAGACAGAGCCGCACUCACCACCCCGAGCAACACCAAGGAAGCGAGCUGCUCCCAAGGCCGAGGGCGACAGCGAGACGCCCAAAAGGGUGAAAGUAGAAGAUGAGAAACCACCAUCAAAGGCAAGCCCAAGCAAAAAGGGCAAGCCGUCAGACCUCCGGGACAAGAAAUUGAAGGCCUACGCCCAGUACGCCAACAACUCGCCGUUCCCCGACUUCCCGCACCCCACGCCAGAGGAAUGCAAGCUGGCACACAGGAUCCUGGCGUCCCUCCACGGGGAGCGCAACAGGCCAGAGAAGCUCGUGGCCCCGAGCUCCCGCGCCGGGUGCGGCGACUCGCCCUCGGUGCUGGACGCCCUGGUGCGGACGAUCCUGUCGCAGAACACGUCCGACACCAACAGCACGCGGGCGAAGCAGAGCAUGGACAAGGCGUACGGCCGCAGCGACAAGUGGGAGGCCAUCGUGGAGGGGGGCCAGGCGAGGCUGCAGGAGGCCAUCAAGUGCGGCGGGCUGAGCGUCGUCAAGAGCAAGGUCAUCCUCAGCAUCCUCGAGCAGGUCCACGCCCGCUACGGGGAGUACUCACUGGACCACCUGCAUAAGGCGUCGAGCGAGGAAGCCAUGACGGAGAUGCUGAGCUUCCAGGGCGUGGGGCCCAAGACGGCCAGCUGCGUGCUGCUGUUCUGCCUGCAGAGGGAGAGCUUUGCAGUCGACACGCAUGUGCACCGCAUCACGGGUCUGCUGGGGUGGAGGCCGGCCAAGGCGAGCAGGGACGAGACGCACCAGCAUUUGGAUGCUAGGAUCCCGGAUGAGGACAAGUACGGGCUGCAUAUCCUCAUCGUAUCGCAUGGGAAGAAGUGUGAAGAGUGCAGGGCUGGGGGGAGGAACCUGGGGAAGUGUGGGCUGAGGAAGGCUUUCCGGAAGGGUAAGCUGGCUGGCGAGGCCGGAGAGGAUGUGAAGGAGGAGGAAGAGGAAGUGAAGAUCAAGGACGAGGAAUGA